Messenger RNA from Erigeron canadensis, 1209 nucleotides. RefSeq names its product epsin-3-like. The record is from RefSeq and is a predicted model, not a curated record. The transcript is spliced from 4 exons. Gene Ontology annotation, cellular component: endosome; plasma membrane; clathrin vesicle coat. The coding region runs from base 88 to 1041 and encodes 317 amino acids. Gene Ontology annotation, molecular function: clathrin binding; phospholipid binding. Lineage: Eukaryota; Viridiplantae; Streptophyta; Magnoliopsida; Asterales; Asteraceae. Gene Ontology annotation, biological process: endocytosis.
UAUCAUGUAUUUCCAAACAUUUGACCAACUCCAACUAUACCACUUUCGUUAUUCUUUCAAGACUUCAUAUUUUUCUCCCAUGAAAAAAUGUCAAUCUUAGGCAAACCCAACAACAAUGAAAAUCUGGGAUCAUCAUCUUUCCAUGAAUUUAAAAAACAAGCCUCUUUUUUCUUUAAAGAAAAGAUCAAGACUGCUAGAUUAGCCUUGACUGAUGUCACCCCUGCUCAAUUAUUGGUUGAAGAGUCAACAAAUGGCAACCAAUGGGCACCAGAUGCAAGAACCUUAAAGUUGAUAUCAAAAGCUGCUUUUGAAAUUGAUGAUUAUUGGAGGAUUGUUAAUGUUCUUCACAACAGAUUAGUGAGAUUUGAUGCAAACAAUUGGAGGAUGUGUUACAAAGCUGUGUUGGUAUUAGAACACUUGUUAACACAUGGCCCAGAAAGUGUUGCACAAGAAUUUCAGACUCAUAAAGAUGUUCUUCAAGAAAUGACUAGCUUUCAAUAUAUUGAUGAAAAAGGAUUCAAUUGGGGGCUUAAUGUAAGAAUGAAAUCAGAAAGAAUCUUGAAGUUUUUUAAUGAUGGGAAUGUUUUGAAAGAAGAAAGAACAAGAGCAAGAAAAUUAAGUAGAGGGAUUGAAGGUUUCGGGAGCUUUAGCCAUAGAGUUUCAUCCGAAAACGGUGUUCUUCAACAAUCUUCAGCCGAAAAAUACAGAAGGUCCAAUACACAAUUUAAUGAACAUGGCAAUCUUGAAGAAAAUCAGGUCCAAGAUGCGAAAUUGGAAGCAGGAAACUUCAUUAAGAAAAAAACGCAGAAUUUGGGUUCUAGUAGUGGAUCCGUUGAUAACUUAAUAGUAGAAAAGUUGGGAAGUGAGUUUAGUGUGAAAGAAAAUAUGGCUCCAAAGGAGGAUGUUGUUCUUGCUCCGAUAGAGGAAUCAAAUCCGUUAUUGGGUGAUAGAAAAAAUAGUUCAAAGAUUAUGGUAGACGUUGAAGAAGAUCAUCCAUUCAACGAUGAAGAGAAUGAAGCAAAAAUGUCCUUGAUUUCAUGAUAUGGAGUAGACAAAAGUGUUUGCUUAUAUAUUUACUUGUAGCAUUUAUCAUGCUAUAAAGAUGUGUUUUGAUCAAAAGAAAUAUCAUGCUUUCUAUGUACACAAAGUUAAAAGUACAAUAUGAUGUUGUUGUGUGAUGAAAACAAAUAAAAAGGGAUUUUGGUCUGA